AUGUGUUGUCUUUCCGAUCCAGUCCCUAAGGAGAUCCAGGACGCCUACAUCCUCGGUUCAGACGCCAACUCGAUUCAGCUAAACUGGCGUCCUCCGAUCAUCAAAAAUGGAGAGAUCAAGUUCUACUACAUUGACUACACCAAGACUGGAGUGAACAUUUCCUCCAAUGACUGGAAUCGCAUCAUUCUGCCAUCAGACCGUUUUUCGAUAGGCAUUGAAAACCUGGACACUUGCACCACAUACAACAUCUCCAUUCGAGCUGUGAACAGCGCCGACUCGAACGGUCGUGGCGGAGGAGUCGGAAGUCCCAGUUACUUGCAAGGCAACACCUCAGCUCAAGGUAGGCACCUGCCUCGGUCUGGGCGCCAAAGGGUCGGCUUGGCCAAUCCGAAUGUUAAGGUUUGA
Molecule: messenger RNA, 405 nt
Organism: Protopolystoma xenopodis
Lineage: Eukaryota; Metazoa; Platyhelminthes; Monogenea; Polystomatidea; Polystomatidae
Source: the annotation of a GenBank genome assembly